Glossina fuscipes is the source of this 2682-nucleotide messenger RNA. It is a transcript of the gene Vajk1, whose product is annotated as skin secretory protein xP2. Lineage: Eukaryota; Metazoa; Arthropoda; Insecta; Diptera; Glossinidae. Bases 443 to 1621 code for a protein of 392 amino acids. The record is from RefSeq and is a predicted model, not a curated record. The transcript has 3 exons.
GUAUAUCUGCCAACGUAUGGAUUUGUAAUGUUGUGCAUUUAGCUAUUAGGUGUUUUUUUUGUUUUGGUUUUUUCUUUAACUUUUUGUUUUACUCUUUUUUUUCUUUUUUUUCUUCUUUUUGUUAUUUUCUGCAGCCAAUGAACAUUUUUGGUAGUGGUAUAAAAGUAGCAGCCAGGCAAACAUUUCAUAUCACUUAAUCGUUAACUGUGCACAGCUAUACACAACAAUAGCGGCUUAGCACAGCUUCAAGAGUUGACUUAAGACGCGUUUCCUUACGUUUAUACGUGCGGCGCGGACAAAAUAAACUGACCCAACCAGGAUUUGUGGAUUUCUUUGAAAACACUUGCUUAGUGUGUUACGUCAUUUUUAUUUACAAUCAUUACAAAAAAAAAGGAUUAUAAUUUUUUUUCCGUAGUUAACAUAAAUUAACAAAAAAGUAGAAAUGAAAAUAAUGCGAACAGCUCAUCUGCUCGCGGUAGUGUUCCUAUUGGCCACUACUCAGGUGCGUGCUGAAAACGACAAGCAAGCGACGGGGGCUGAUGAAAAAACGGUAGAGCCUAAAACCGCAGAUGUGAAAGACUCAGCAGCUUCUGCAGCUUCGGCUGGUGAUGAUGAAACUGCUAAAACCAAACGUGGCUUACAUCAUUUCGAAGACCAUCAUCACUACGAACAUCAUUUUCCUUCGCAUGAAGAGAAAACUUUGACGAUUAUCAAGAAAGUACCCGUACCUUAUCCAGUAGAGAAACACAUUGCAGUGCCUGUUGAAAAGCAUAUACCCGUACCCAUCAAGGUGAAAGUGCCAAAACCUUAUCCAGUGGUUAAGCAUGUACCUUAUGAGGUUAAAGAAAUCGUUAAAGUUCCACAUGAAAUUCCGGCCCCUUAUCCAGUGGAAAAGAAAGUUCCCUAUCCAGUUCACGUACCUUACGACCGUCCUGUGCCCGUAAAGGUUUAUGUGCCCGCCCCUUAUCCGGUCGAGAAGAAAGUACAUGUCCCUGUUAAAGUUCAUGUACCCGCUCCUUAUCCCGUUGAAAAGAAAGUCCAUGUACCGGUAAAAGUGCACGUACACGUUGACAAACCCUAUCCAGUUGAGAAGGUGGUACACUAUCCUGUCAAGGUCCCCGUAGAGAAACCAGUACCUUAUCAUGUUGAUAAGCCGGUUCCCUAUCAUGUUGAGAAACCUGUAGCAGUGCCAGUAAUUAAGAAAGUUCCAGUUCCUGUUCAUGUGCCCUACGAUCGUCCUGUGCCUGUGCAUGUUGAAAAACCGGUACCAUAUGAAGUCAAAGUACAUGUGCCUGCCCCUUAUCCUGUAGUCAAAGAAGUGCCAGUUAAGGUGGAAAAACAUGUACCUUACCCAGUAAAAGUGCCCGUUGAGAAACCAGUUCCCGUUCAUAUUGAAAAACAUGUGCCCGAAUAUCAUGAAAAGCACAUCACCUAUAAAGAACCCGAAUUCAUUCACAAGCAUAUUGAAGAAUCUCACAGCAGUGGUGGCGGCGGUGGUGGCGAUGGUGGUCAUGGCGAAGAAUAUCAUCAUAUUGAAGAAGCCUCGUUCCAUCAUGAAUCUUCUCUCCAUGAAGGAUUACAUGAGGCGGAUGACCAUUAUAGUUAUUAUGAUCAUCACUAAAUUAUUAUAUGUUAAUUUGUGACGUUUUCUCUUGUUUUUCUCUUUCUUCUCUCCCCACCUUAUAAUCGUUACCACAACAUCAUGAAGAAUCUGAGUUCAUCAGUUUACUUGUUACACAAUGUUAAUGAUGAGAGCGUGAUUAGAGAGACCGGAGAUUAACACUGGGAGAACAAAAAUGAGAGCGCACAAUAUAUGAACACACUUUCACAUAUUUAAAGGUUAUAACGAAUCAUGAUUUUUUGACGUUUCGGGAUAUUUUCGCAUAAGGGCUUAUGAAUUGAUUACGUUGCUAUAGUGAUAACCGAAUGCAAUAAUGAUUACAGGCAGAAAUUAUGUUUUUUUUAAUUAUAGGAAUUGUUAAAUAAUAGUUUACUAUGUUGGCCUUUGGAUUAUGUUAACAAAAUGCUUUUGUUAAUUGUCCCUUUUUAACUCUAAAAACAAACAAAAAAUUAACAAUCGACCAUUGAAACCAAGUUACAAUAGAUUUAAUCUUAAAAUACUCAAUACUCAAUGAAUUGUUUUCAUAGUUUUUUAAGCCAUAAUUUUAAAUUAAAUGUCAACUCGUAUAGGUUUGUAAAAUUAAUUUUUAACUAUUUAAAAAUAUAUUUUUGGCACUUUUACAGAGAUUAAAGCGACAACAAAAACUAUUCUACUCCACAAAAUCUGCUCUUCCUCCUCCUUCUGUUUCGUUGGUUAGCCGUUGAAAACAUCUUAUGGUUAAGCUCCGCCUCUUCCUCACAACGCAGAAUACAGACGAAGGAAAGAACCGAGCCUGAGUAAGAAGAGAGUGCAUUGUAGUUUUCAAUCUUGUGCCGUUCAGUGUGAUCUUAUUUUUUAUCUUAUUUUAGAUAUAAAAAGCAUGUGUACGUAUAGUUUUUUUCUUAUUUUUUUAAAAUAAUUUGAUGAUAAAUACAUCAUAAAAAGAGAUUUUUUACUUAAGCUUCACUCUGCUAUCUUGUAUAUUAUUUUAGUUUGUCUACUCGAGUAAUUAGAGAGGCAAGCAAUAAGAUAUCUAGGGAAAAUUAUCGAAUAUUGUGUCAUUUUGGUUCAUUUCCUUUAAA